This is a messenger RNA of Galdieria sulphuraria, 1891 nucleotides long. RefSeq names its product psbB mRNA maturation factor Mbb1 (plastid). The record is from RefSeq and is a predicted model, not a curated record. The transcript has a single exon. Gene Ontology annotation, biological process: mRNA processing; regulation of translation. Lineage: Eukaryota; Rhodophyta; Bangiophyceae; Galdieriales; Galdieriaceae. Gene Ontology annotation, molecular function: mRNA binding; single-stranded RNA binding; protein binding. The coding region runs from base 51 to 1730 and encodes 559 amino acids.
UCAAUUGGGUUAAGGAAGAAGUGGAUACAUUUCAAUCUGAAAUUGGGUUUAUGGCGAAGAGGAGCCAAAGUUGUCAAGGUCCGAGUGAUCACAAAGAAGGAAGAGUCAUGGCUUUGCUUGGUUACUGUCAAAAUCUCUUCAUAAAAGAACUUCACAACAACUGUCGAAAUAGUCAAGUUGAUAUUUGUAGUAUAUCAAGGAGGCAGUAUCUGGGAAACUCGACAAUAUCUUACAAAAAGCCCCUCUUUUAUAGAAAAAUGGUUUUACACUAUUCUACAGUUAAAUGUACUUUAUCUUCAAUGGAUACUUCCGGAGCAAAGGAAAUUUCAACUACAAUAUCUGAAAAUGGCGCUGUUUAUCCGCCAUCACCUGCUAAAGGAGAAGGAAGAGGAGAUGCAGCGCUGGAGAACGAUGAAACCAAUUCAUCGAACAAGUCUAACACGGUAUCGAGUGGGAACCAAGAAAACGGCCAUCUUACAGUUUCACAAGUUACAAAGGACAGUUUAGAGAAGAAGAAGGACGAUGAGGAAGCACCUUUACAAAAAUUCUUGGCAUCAUCUCCUGCACUCAAUUUCGUACUAAGGCUUACAGCUCAGGAACAACAAAUAUAUAGAGAUAUGCAGCUUGUUACAGAUGCUGAAAGCAUUCGACAACGUGGAAAGGAGUUUGUUGCCAAAGGACAGACUCAUUUGGCUAUUUAUUUGUUUCGACUAGCCAUCGUAAAAGAACCAUCUUUUGGGAAGGCUUGGCAAGACCUCUCCAAAGUGGUUUUAAGAAAAUUUGGUAUCUUUAAAGCGAAAGAAAUAUUACUGGAAGCUGUGAAAGUGAAUCCUAAUAACCAAUUCUUGUGGAAAUCCUUGGGAUUGUUCGAACAGAGAACUGGUAAUAUUGAAGGUGCUCGAAAUGCUUUUCGAACGGGAAUUGAAAAGGAUCCUUUGCAUCUUCCUCUAUACUCUGCAUGGGCACGAAUGGAAUUUUAUUUAAAUAACUAUGAAGAAUCUCGGAAAAUAUUUCAAUCUGGAGUGGAAAAGGAUCCCAGCAAUUCUCGAUUUUAUCUUACUUGGGCACAGAUAGAGUUACGUGCUAAGAAUUAUCCAGAAGCUGCUCGUCUUGUCUCUCUUGUGGAACCAUUGGAACCCACCAAUGUCUAUCUUUGGCAAACUUAUGCUCAGAUAGAAAAUGCUCAAGGUCAUCUGGAACAAGCCUAUAACUAUUACUUGAAGGCUCUUGACUUGGAUCCCAACAAUGUAGUUGUUUUAGAAUGCCUUGCAAAAUUGGAAGCCAAAAAAGGUAAUGUUGAAGAAUCGAGAAGCAUUUUUAGAAAAGCCAUUCAGUUGGACGAGAAGGAUGCCCGAAUAUACGCAUGUUGGGCUAGUGUAGAACUGGAUUGGAACAACACAGAUAAAGCUGUUGAACUUUUGCAACAGGCUCUGAAGAUCAAUAAUCUAGAUUCCUAUCUAUGGUUACAGUAUGCAGUCAUUGAGCACAGACGUGGAAAUGUUCCAAGGGCACGAGCUCUUUUCAAACGAGGUGCGGAUAUCAAUCCUUUUGAUUGGUUUCUCUGGGAAGAAUGGAGUCACAUGGAAGCCAAAGAAGGAAAUCAAAAGGAAGCAGAACAUCUUUCCAAGAAGAGCGUCAAAGCAAGGUUGCGAAGUAUUGGAAAUAAUCUAUCAAGAUAUGAGCGCGAAUCCACUUAUGGAAACUCCUUUCAAGCAAGCUAUGUGUCAUAAGGAAAUUCACAAUAUCCAUAGUAAAGCAGUACAUGAAGACCUUUUGAAUAGUUUCCAAGGUUGAUAAAGUUGAAAGUAGGAUGAGAAACACAUCUUCAUUACUUUUUUCAAAAUAAAAUGUAAUUUGCUUAUGACUGGAGAGGAGAGUAAUCCAUUUUCAA